GGAAAUGUGCAGCAGAGAAAUACCUCCCUCUCGAAAGUGGACAGGCUAAAAAGUUUAGUUAGCACAAACGGAGUUAAGCGUAUUUAAAUGUUGCACACUUGGCUUGCCGAGAGCUUUCGUCAUCAUGGUCCUAGAGCCGUCCCCCACCCUGCAGCCAGUCAAGAGCAAUCACCGUGUCUCACAGUAAAUGCAGCCGCGUACCGAGGCGCUUUUCCGGGCAUUAUCGACCAACUAUUAAUGUCCUGAAUCAGAUAUAAAGAUGGCCUCUCCUCAGCCUGGCAGCCCACCUCUCGCAGAGCAGUACACCCCUCCUGCUCAGGAUGAACAGAGCAAACAAGAGGAAGAGCUGAUGAGGGAUCAGCCUGCAAAAAAACGUGGCAGAGGCAGGCCUCCAAAGGCCAAACCUUCCUUCAAAUGCUCUGCAUGCACAGAGGCUUUCAGGAGUCUGACCGCUCUGCAGAGCCACAAUCGUUCGGCACACGUAAAGGACAGUCCGGAACAACACUCGUGUUCUCAGUGUGCUAAAACAUUCUCGAGCAAGGCUCAACUCUCAAAGCAUGAGCGCACUCACUCAGCCCAGCGCCCCUUUCAGUGUCCAGACUGUCACAAGGCUUACAAGACACCCACAGAGCUACGCAACCAUAGCCGCUCUCACACCGGGGAGAAACCAUUUGUAUGCAUGGAGUGUGGUAAAGCCUUCAUGCAAGCUAUAUGCCUGAGGAUCCAUAUGACACAGCACAGUGGAGAGCGUCCUUACUCUUGCCGUCAGUGUUCUAAGAGCUACCCCACCCUGUCUAAACUGAAGGUGCACAUGCGCUCUCACACGGGAGAGAAGCCAUACUUCUGUUGUGAAUGCGGUAAGAGUUUUGCUGAUCCCUCUGUGUUCCGAAAACAUAGGAGGAACCACCAAGGCCAUCGGCCGUACGCUUGCGAUGAGUGCGGGAAAACGUACACAGAGCUGAAGGACCUGAAAAACCAUGAGCGCUCCCACACUGGAGAAAAACCAUACCUGUGUUCAGACUGUGGCAAAGCCUUCUCCCGCUCCUCCUCCCUGGCCUGCCAUCAACGCAUUCACUCCCAGAACAAACCCUAUCAGUGCGAGCAGUGUGGUAAGGGCUUCACCCAGCUCUCUUCCUACCAGUCUCAUCUCCGCACUCACUCUGGAGAGAAGCCGUUCCUCUGCCCACAGUGUGGCAAGAUGUUUUCUGACCCUUCCAGUUUCCGUCGCCACCAACGAGCCCACCUGGGUUUCAAGCCAUACCCCUGCGAUAAGUGUUCCAAGAGGUUCCGGCAGCCAGCUGAUCUGGCCGUGCACGAGCGGGUUCACUCUGGAGAGCGGCCUUACAAAUGCCAGAGCUGUGACAAGGCCUUUGUAGCGUCCUGGGAUCUGCGGCGACACAUGCUUGUCCACACAGGCCUUAGGCCCUUCUCUUGCACAGAGUGUGACAAGUCGUUUGCUGAGCGCUCCAGCCUCAACAAGCACCGGCGUGUGCACUCUGGAGAGAGGCCUUUCAAAUGUGAGGAGUGCUUGAAGUCAUUCGUGGUGUCUUCAAGCCUGCGCAAACAUGAGAGGACUCACCUAGCUGAGCAGACUGAACAGCAGCAGCAGCAGCAACAACAGCAACAGCAACAACAACAACAACAACAACAACAACACGAGACAGAGGCCGGUUCAGCCUCAGGCUUUACUGCCCACACAACUCUCCCACAGUUCUCCUGUGCUCUCUGUGAUGUUACUUUUGGAAGCUGGGAUGAAGUUCAGGCACAUGAGAAUUUUCACUCCAUCGAAUCUGCUUCUCCGACUGUUACCAAAAUCAUGCCCAUGGGCUCUCAUGUCUGUGAAACCUGCCAGGCAGAGUUUGCACAGCUGGCAGACUUGCAGGAGCACGAGAAGCAGCAUCCCAAGCCGAGGCCUCAUGUCUGCAACAGCUGCGGCAAAGGCUUCCUCAACAAAUCUGGACUGCGUAAACACCAGAAGAUCCACUCCACCAGCAAGCCUCACAGCUGCCCCCACUGUGGCAAGGCUUUCCUGUUUGCUGCCUACCUUCGCAAGCACUUAAGGACUCAUGCAGAUGCUGGCUCAGUAGCCACGCAAAUCAGCGACAUAAACAUUAUUCACACUGACCCGCUUCCCUCUCCUCCGCCACCCAGUGAGGUUUCCCCCUCCACUGUUGAACCCAGCGCCAUUUCCCUGACAGUUCCAGUGACUGUACCUGUGACUGCUUUUCAGACUCUGCCAGAGUAUUUAGUCAAAGAAGAGGGACUGUAAGCUUUUUUUUAGCACUUUGGAAUUUUGGUUCCACUAAAUAUUUAGCCAGUGGCCUUAAAUCUUUUUAGAUGAUGGCUCUGAUGAAGUGUUAUUUUACAAGAAACUUUUUUUUUUCAGGAAAGCUUAAAAAGACUCAAAAUAGGGUCUCAUUUAUGUAAAAUGUCAGCGCUUUGUCACUGUUUUCCAUUGUUAUAAUUGAAAGAUGUUGCAUAUCAUGUUUUAAAAUAUAUACUGUACUAUAAGUAGCCAGUUAUGAAAUGAUCUGCUCUGUUGUAAUCUCUUCAUAAAAUCGUGGUGUUGCAAGCGUGUACUGAUCACUCAAGCUGUUGUGAUUUCAGGUAAAUGUGUUUUUUAAUGCUUAUAAAACUACAACCUGUCUAAAGUUCUUUGAAUUUACAUUUUGUCGGAACAAACAAUUUGUAACUGUUUUACUGUGUAAUUAUCAGUCAUCUAAUGUUAUAAAAAAAUGUUGAUUACAAAAAACAAACCAAAAAAAAAUCGUAAGUCAGUUGUUCAUUCAGAUGAAUCACAUUUUAUACCAAUAAAAAAUGUGUAAUGUGUAAAAGAAAAAAUGUAGGG
Messenger RNA from Epinephelus fuscoguttatus (brown-marbled grouper), 2848 nucleotides. It is a transcript of the gene znf668, whose product is annotated as zinc finger protein 668. The coding region runs from base 260 to 2269 and encodes 669 amino acids. The transcript has 3 exons. NCBI's taxonomy places the organism in Eukaryota, Metazoa, Chordata, Actinopteri, Perciformes, Serranidae. The record is from RefSeq and is a predicted model, not a curated record.